Messenger RNA from Darwinula stevensoni, 2060 nucleotides. NCBI's taxonomy places the organism in Eukaryota, Metazoa, Arthropoda, Ostracoda, Podocopida, Darwinulidae. The record is from the annotation of a GenBank genome assembly.
AGGUGAUUCUGCACGCGCACAUUGAACCCCCCCACCUGAUGAAGAAGAGAGCGAUUAACCAAAAACUCAGGAUCAAGCUCUUCUACGAUGAUUCCGUGUAUAGAUUGGAUUCUGAGAAAUUUGACCUCAUCAAUAACACAAUAUUGCCAGAUGCAGUAGAAUUCUGGGAGGCUGCACUCAGGGUACGGAAAACAGCUAAUAACAUCAGGCUGAGUCGGAAAUGUGAGGACAAUCAAGUAUUCUACAAAACAAAUGACAGCUUGCCAUACUGCAAGAAUCGUUGUGAGGAAAUUACUAUGUGUGGAGAGGUUCGAGUUCCACAGGAGCAUUUGGAUUCAUGUCGGGUGUGUGAUGGAUUGGGGAGAAAUUGCCAUCAAGUGGAACCUCCAGGAGGGAAAGGGAUAGAAGGAGCAGAUUUUGUUUUCUAUGUUUCAGCCAUGGAAACAGAGCGCUGUCACAAAGGAAUGACUGUUGCCUAUGCUGCACAUUGUCAGCAAGAGGCUGCCCUUGACAGACCCAUUGCAGGACAUGCAAACCUAUGUCCCAGCAGCAUCAGCACUCAGGCCCAAGCAUUAUCAACACUGUCCUCUACUGUGAAACAUGAAAUUCUUCAUGCUCUAGGGUUCUCAGUUUCUCUGUUUGCCUUCUUUCGUGAUAAGGAUGGGAAUCCUCGCACUCCCAGGACUGACAAUGGGAAACCUCUCCUAAAUGAAGAGUUACAUACAAGACAAUGGAGUGAAGCAGUUGUUCAAAGAGCAGUGCGGAAGCAGUGGCUCGUUGCUGGUGGAUACAUCGAGAAGGAGAUUAACAUGAUGGUAACCCCUCGGGUUGUAGAAGAAGUGCGAGCUCACUUCAAUUGUCCUCUACUUGAGGGAGCUGAACUGGAAGACCAGGGACAAGAGGGCACUGCUCUCACCCAUUGGGAAAAGAGGAUUUUUGAAAACGAGGCAAUGACGGGAACACAUACUCAGAAUCCAGUGUAUUCUCGCAUCACUCUUGCACUGAUGGAGGACACUGGCUGGUAUUACCCCAAUUAUGAAAUGGCCCAAGAGUUGUCCUGGGGAAAGGGUCUUGGUUGUGAUUUUGCCAUGAAGUCUUGUAAAGAGUGGAUGGAUGUCAAGCUGAAUGAGGGUGAAAGGCUGUACCCUUAUUGUGACAAGGUGAAACGGGACCCCCUUCAGACCGAGUGCUCGGCCGAUCGGACAUCUGUGGCUUUGUGCAACCUCAUUGAACAUCCAACACCUCUACCUUUGCAAUUCCAGAACUUUGACUACCUUCCAAAUGUGGCUCAGAAUGCUUUGUCUAAAUAUGGUGGAUCAGUUGUCCUAGCUGAUUAUUGUCCUUAUGUCCAAGAAUUCACUUGGAAGUCACAAAACAAAUAUGUCCGUGGAUCUCACUGUCUCUAUGAAGAAAAUAAUCCAGUUCCAGAUUUGAAUUUUGCCCUGGAGUUGUAUGGGGAAAACUCUGUGUGUGUUGAGCACCCACCAGGUCGACAAUGGGUGGAGCGUAACUGUCUCCUCAAACGUCAUUGGGAACACUGGGGAUCUGGUUGCUACCAGUAUCUCUGUUAUGAUGGCCAUCUUCAUCUCAUGGUGGAGAAUCAUACCUUUACGUGCUUUCAUCCGGGGCAGGUGAUCGAAAUCAGCCUAUUUGCUAAUGACUGGCUUCACCAAGGGGCUAUUGUGUGCCCCUGGUGCCAAGACAUCUGCUCAAACGAAGGAAUGGUGUGCAAGCGUCCGAUGGCAGUCCCACGUACCCUCGAGUACCACAAGGACGUGUUGGUGUGCGGGGGGAGUUCAUCGUCCCCGUCUCUAGGACUUCUCAUCUCGUGUCUCGCGUUAACAUUCCUGGUAUCGAUGGGAGCAAGGACAGAGAGGUGAUGUGAAUGCAGCAUCUCCUCAUGUGAUACUUGCCUGUGAUCUUUGAUGUGAUGUACUGGGUCACUCAUUUCCAACCAUGAGUCUCCAUCCGAUUAUCAGUCAAAGCAUGCCUUCAGACUUUUUUAUGUUUUACAUUGCCUGAUGAUGGAAAAGAAUGUAUAAAGUUUUUCAUCUUCCUGA